AUGUGGGUUGUGAACCAAAGAGAUACGUCGUCUCGAGGUGGACUCCAAAUUAUGAUGGAGAACAUUCACUCCAAGACCUACUACGAGCCUAAAGAAUACACGAGAAGACGAUACCAGGUAAACGAUCGCAAGAAGAUGAACAAGAUAACGAUAACGCUCACACCAAGGCCCACGUGUAAACAUUGUUGGAAGGGUGCGGGAGUGCAGGGAACAGAUGGAUAUACGGAGAGGUGGCAUGUCGCAUUUACGAGCUGCGAUAGGGUCGUGAGGGAUGGGAGAAGGAGGGCACGGGAGUACGGGGAGCGGAUGGAUAUGCUACGGAAAGGCGGCAUUUCGCAUGGAGAAGUUGGGAGAGGUCAUGAGCUGUGGAAAGGCAACGAAAAAUGGAAAUACGUUGUCUCGAUGUUGGAAACGAGUAAAAGCGACGUCUUGCACUCACUAUGGAUGGAUAAACAGAACCAGGACACGUUAAACGACGAGAUUAGACUUCAAUGUUUCGCAAUACUUCCAAAGACGGGAUUGAACACCUACGUGAAGAUUAAAGGACGGAAUCGCGAAAACCAACGUCGCCUGAGGACGGGUAUACACUAUGGACAGCGAGCGCUUCGUGUUUACGAGUGGGAUAGGGUUGUGAGAGAUAAAUGUGCUCGAGGUACUACGCACCUCGAGCACUUGCCGUAA
Messenger RNA from Laccaria bicolor S238N-H82, 681 nucleotides. RefSeq lists its product as uncharacterized. Bases 1 to 681 code for a protein of 226 amino acids. The record is from RefSeq and is a predicted model, not a curated record. The transcript has 7 exons. Lineage: Eukaryota; Fungi; Basidiomycota; Agaricomycetes; Agaricales; Hydnangiaceae.